CGCGGUUUCCAAUAUGGCGGCUGAAGCUACAUUUCUUGGAGGUUAUAAAGUUGGGCUGAUUUCUGCUUCUCUCUCCGCCAAGAGCGAGAAAGAAGGAAAGAAAAAGAAGAGAGAUAGUAGCUUCCUUUUCGAUAGUGGUGAGGUUGCACAGCCUACGUUUAUUCCGGUUAAAAAGAAGGUAAAUAUUAACAAAAUAUUGCAAAAACAGUAUGUUGCCCAGUUUCCGGACAUUGAAGUUUACAUCACUUUUACAAUGUAUUCACUGAUUUACAUUACUGGUAUUUACAGCUUUAUUUGAAUAUUGGGCCUUGGCGGGUUGUCACAAAUUUUGUCGUGUUUAAAAGCAUCACAAUCAUAUAUAAUUUUUAACUCGACUUUUUAAAAUAUACUGUAGAAGAAGAUCAAAAGUGAAGAUAAUGUGGCUAAGCAAAAUGUUCCUGAUGCAGCUGCAGGUUUGUCAAAUUAUGUUUAUCCUAACCCACCCUGUUAACUUUCCCUGUUGGCUGUGACGUAGCCAGAGGGGCGGGGAGGGGGUGGGGGUUGUGGCGAAGUAUUAAAUAUAUUGGGCCCCCUUGGGAAAAUUCUGACCAGUACAAGCAUGUGCCUUAUAUUUUUAUUUCUUGUAUUAAUAGAAAUUACAGUAGAAAGUAGAGUUUUUAUGUGUUAAAUAGCUAUUUAAAAUCACUAAAUGCUGAAAAUCCCUAGAAUUUAAAAAUUUUAACCCCCCCCCCCCUAAAAUUUCCCUGUACUAUAUUAUGCAUUGGAUAACAUGGGAGUUCAUAUAAUAAACAAACUUUUUUCAAACUAGCGUAGGUUGAAAUUGUUUGGGCCCCUAUUGGGAUUUUUCAGCUCCCCUUGACUAGAAAUCCUGGCAGAACCAUACACAGUGGGAUGGAGGAUAUACAGGACUAUUCUUGACAUAUAGGCCUUACUGUGCCCCCUAGCUGCAUCACUGAUCACUCCCUGUCGGAGGAAACUGGAAUGCCCUGAGAAAACCAACAACUUUAGCCGGAGCAUUGACAAAGAAACAAGAAUUGAAUGCAUGAUUUCAGAGGUGGUUUCAAGGUGUUUGCUCUGAUGACUGCACCAGGAGAUAGAGUUUUGACAUUGUUAAGGCCCACACAGACCGGACGCGAUUCGGCAACACAACGCAAAUUUUCAGUUUUCAAAAACAAAUAACUGUGAACAGGUAAAAAUUUUUACAAGAUAUGCAGACCAAAUAGCUAAAGUUGCUUAAGUGGUCCCGAAUAUUUGAAAAACACUGAAAAAUAUUAAAGUUAAAUGUCAUUGAAAAUUGAAAAUUUGUGUCACGUUGCCAAAUCGUGUCCGGUCUGUGUGGGCCUUUAUGCUAGUUAUGACAGUGAUGUUUAUGCUUACAUUUCAGAGUAGAUUAUGCUUUCAGAAGAGAUAGUACUCUUUCACAGAUUAGAUAAACCAUUUUACCUUGUCUGACAAUGUCUGUAGCCAUUUCGCUAUUCAGUAUCAUGACAACUGCCAUAAUUAGCAUAUCAAAUACAAGGUAUUGGAGUUGAUUAUUAUUGCUAUUCAAAAUCCUAGAUUUUGGUGUUGAAAAUUUAGAAAAUUGCCACUAUUAUGUGUCAUAAUAAAUUGUUGUAUAUUGCAUGCAAGUAAUAAGCAUACAAUUCAGUAAUAAUUGUGAUACACAUGUAAGUUUGUAACAUAUGUAAGUCAAAGUAUAACUUUCAGCACAAUGCAAAUAACAAUUUAAUUAAAAAUAAUUUACAAUAUAAUAAUUAAUGUAAUAGAUAACGAGGAUGAAAAUAAGCAGACAAGAAAGAUGAGCAAAACACCAAAGAAUAAAUCAUGUGAUGAUGAUUCUGAGAGACUUGCUAGAACAAUAUUUGUUGGAAAUCUUCCUCUGUCAAUGACAAGAAAGGUGAUAAAACUCAAAAAAGAAACAUGGAAACAAUUGUGUUUUUUUGUCCAUACAUGCAUGAAAAAUACAAAAAAUGACUUACCAUGUGGACUGUAGGUUUCAUAUAUAGAUUUAAGCAGUACAAAGUAAAUUUAUAAAUAUUUACUAGAAGAGACGUUCUUGUAUAUCACAUAUUGCUGUUGCUAUGAAAUUUCACCAUUUUUUCACUUUCGGCUCGAAAGUGGUGCAUUUUACAGCGCGUAGCCUAAUACUAAAAUACUCAAAAUUUGCUAAUUCCACAAGGCUAUAUUCACCGCAUUUUACAACAUUUUGCAACCAAACUUUGCAAUUUUACUAAUUUUAGGAUGCUCUUUUGAGCUUUAGGCCAAAUAAAAAAAAAUACUUGGUUAGCGUCACCGCCCGCCUCUCGAUUUUCUGCCGCCUCUGAAUUUUUUUUUAUUUUUUUUUAUGUAAAUCUCUUCGUUUUACAGCUUAAAACAGUUUAAUAUUUGAAAUUUUUCUCAUGCUCAGACCUUCGCGCUAUAUACUGAUCGAUAGGAGCGCGUAGGCUUGGGUAUACAAGGUUCUUAACGCAAAAUGGCGGCCUUCGCAACAUCAGUACAAAAAAUAUCACCGAUAUGGUGGAAAAACCGCCCCCCAUCCCCUCCAAAAAUACUAUUAAAAAAUUAAAAAACGAGUAAAAAUUAAAAAAAAAAUUCGCCCGCCCGCCUCUGAAAAUUUGUGAGAGUGUGACGCUAACCAAGUAUUUUUUUUAUUUGGCCUUAAUGAUAGAUUUUGUUCUUCUUGUUUGGUUAAAAAAUUAGUCGAUAACUGGAAUAAUCUAUUAUCCUCACUAUGACGUGACAUUGAACAAUGACUUUCUGAAAAACUUCAAGAUCUUCGGUGAUAUCCCGAUAUUGUGCAUUGUAAUCAUAAGAUCGUGUACAUAUGAUAUGUCAACAGUUUUUUUCUCCGAAAUCCAUUAUGCAAAGUAGGGCAAAGUAUCUUUAUUAGUCAUUUUGAAUUUUCUUUAGAAUGCUAUCAUAAAAAAAUGGUGUGAAAUUUCGUUGCAUAAACACUUUAAACUUUAAAAUGUUACUCCGUUUGUCGACUGUAUUUUUCAAAAUUUUGAAAUUAUUUUAGAUUUUGAUGGUUACGUUAGUAAAAACCUGAGCUUCAAAAUAUUUCCGGAUUUUCGUGUCUAAUAUUUAAAAACUCAAAUAUACUGUAUAUGGCCGUUGCAUGGAAAUAAAUGAGUUUACAAGUGUUCGGCAAAAAAAACCUCUUAUAAAACAGAUAAGUGUUCAGCUCGUAUUCUUUGUCAGGAAAGAAUGUAAAAAAAGAACAUAAACGCGAAAUUCAAAAGCAAUGACUUCAACAAUCAUUCUAUAAAUUAAACAAGCUUUCGUUGAUAGGAAUGCAAUUACCUGAAAAACAUAAGGAGAAUUUCGGUGUUUCGAGCGAAGCUCCUUCGUCUGGAGUAAGGGAAGCCUCACAUAUCGAUUUUUCCACGAGAAACGUCAUAUGUUCGUGGAGGGUUGCAGCUGUGACGUUUCUCUGUAAACAUCAUCGAAAAAUUCGAUAGUUUUUUCGAAAGCCUUAACAUUUCGGAAUCAUCUUUGCAGAGUAUAAAAAAGCUAACAACUUGAUACAAACACCAGUCUAUACAUUCGUAGUACCAUACCUGUUCUAUAUGUAUACAUUUAUAUUAUUACGCCUUCCUUGCAUUGAAAACACUUGCAAAGAAAAACGCGCUAAAAUUAUCAAUAUUUCAUGCAAGUUGUUUUGAAAAACGCUGGAAAUUUUGAAGUUUAUAUAUUUUAAUAAAGAAAGAUAUAUGUCAGCAGAAGAUGACAUAUUCCUCGCGGAAGCAUCGCCAAUAGCCGACCGUAGAAAAUAGUAGAAAAUUACCUUGUGUGUACUAAUACUAUAUUGAACAAAAUAUCGAUGACUAUGUGUGACGUUUCUAAGGGGGGUGGGGUGGGGGGGGGUCUCCAGAGAAACGAACAUAUGACGAUAUGUGAGGCUUCCCUAAGUAGACAAAGGCGUAUGUAGGUUACUUACUCCAGAGGAAGUGCCUUCGCUCGAAACGUCGAAAUUCUCCUUGUAUUUUUCAGGUAGUUGCAUCCCGACCAACGAAAGCUUGUUUAUACUAUUGACACACUACCUACACUGGCACAGACAGUUCAAAAUUCUUUAAAUUAACCUUUCUGAUUCAGUCGUAAAUUUAAUUUGUCAGGAUUUGAAGAAGUUUUUCAAAAAGUAUGGAGAAAUAGAAAGUGCAAGACUGAGAUCUGUCGUAAGUAUUUAUAACAGCCUGUUCUUUAUUUCACUCAAUAUUUUCCAUUUGAUCAUUAAAAUGUAAAUAGUUGAUAGGAUUUCGUGUUUUGUAAGCCGUUACGUAAACGAGAAAGCGUUUAUUACCGGCGUAUAAAAUACCGAAACGGGUUUUGAAAACGAGGCUCUAGCCGAUUUUUUCCACAUACUUUGGAAGUGUUUUAAGGUGGAUAUUCACUUGCAAGGAAAAUUUCGCUGUCGAAAUUUUUCGCUCAAGUUCUUUUGAAUUAGUAGAACUGAUUUAUUGGGAUGGUCAGAAUUCAAAAGAAAUCAAGCGAAAUAUUUAUUUGUAAGUGGAAAUCCACCUUUAUACACCGGUAAUAGACAGCUUUCGAGUUUGUUGCAGUAUAUACAACUGUACUUCUCAAACAGGUUUUUUUUGUUGAGUUAAUUUAUGGGCGUUUAUUAACGUGGCAUGGAUCAAGACGAUAUAUGCUGUUGGUUUCCUUCAUGAAAUAGUAAUAGGAGUUCCUCUUAAAAAAUGACUACUUUUUUUUCAAGGCAGUGCCAGACCUAAAGACAUCUAAGAAAGUGGCAGCUAUAAAGUACUGUAUUUACAUGCAGUAAAUUAUUUACUGCAUGUAAUUCUUGUUUUAUUUACAGAUUUUGAACGGAAUUUUGAUGUACUUUUCUUGCCUACAGCUGUAUCAGCAAUUAAUACUCCUUCUCCGAUUUACAGAAAGUCAUUUAAUCCGAAUCGGGACAAUAUGAAUGGAUAUGUUGUUUUCAAAGACAAACAAUCUGUGGAAAAAGCUUUAGCCAGGUGACUUUUUUUAUAGCCGUACAUAACUGUUCCAUGUCUGUCAGGGAUUUAAUAUACAGUCAAGUACUUUUCUACUACCAGUAUCUUACGGUAAGAAAAACUCAAGCUUCAAAAGUCAACUACUUUCUCCGUAGUUAUAUUUUGCAUAGUAUAUGCUUUGCAGAAGAAGUUAUGGCAAAUGUGAAUAAUUAAUCGUGAAAAAAAAGAAAGUACUUGAUUGUUGUAUAUUUUUCAACACGCCACUAUAGGCCUGUUUACACUUGCAAUUUUUCCUGCGAUUUUAGGUGCGAUUUUUGUCUUCCGAUGUAUGUGAAAGAGUAUAGAUGAGUAUGAAUGUUCUGAGUAUACUGUAUGUACCCUCGUCUCAACAUUCAAAAUUCUUCCACUCGUUCGCAUGGCUGCAGAAAGUAGGAAGCAAUGGAGCGACGCUACCUCCAAAGUCUAAAGGGCUAACUCCAAACCAAAAUAUAUACACUUGAGUAACUUGUAUAAUUCAAAACUAACUGAGUUGAAAUAUGAAUUGUGGAGUUACUGGCUAACUGCAAAAAUCAUUUGGAGCUAGGUAUAUUUCUCCAAAAAUCAUGAAAAAGCUAGGUAUCUAAGCCUUGAGUUUUGAAUUUUUCUAUGGAAGCCCCUAGUGGCACACUUGGCAUUUUGUUCUCAUUCAGAGGCUAACGUCUGUAUUCUAAAAGCUCACUCACACUCAAUGAGUGGAGGUUCAAUUUGAGCUUCCCUUGAGUGUCAAUGCUGUUUUCGAAUAGCUGGAGGAGGGUUCGUGUUGUACCUUACUAUGUGACUACUCGCCCUCCAGCUAUUCAAAAACAACAUUGACACUCGAGAGAAGCUCAGAUUGAACCUCCACUAAUUGAGUGUGAGUGAGCUUUUAGAAUACGGGCGUAAAUCUGCAGUUGCGACGCAAACCAUUCCCGUACACCUCGACCCUCUUCAUGCUCUGUUGAGUCUUGACCGCUUGUAAGACGUGCUCUGGGUACGAGAAUGUAGCGUAACCUAUAGCUAGCUCCAUUUGAAGAUUGGCUACCUCCACAAAAAUAAAAUCUACAGGUAUGCUCGUUCACAUCCAUCAGAAGGAGAAAAUCGCGACAAAAAUUACAUGUGUAGACCGGCCUUAUUAUAAAAUCCGGAUUUUUGGGCAUCUCACUAGAUUGAACUAAUGUUGAGGGAAUUUUUUUAUGAAAAUUUCGAGUGUGAAAUUUAUAUACAUCUAUUUCGACCUAACUAUAGGGGUGCAGCUGCGACUAAUGCAACCUAUACUGCCCUGCGAUUCAGGUGCAGCACGUUCUAAUCAACUGAGCUACAGAGUCCAGUUGUCGAUUCCUGUCAGAGGGCUUAUAUACAUUGUAAUUUCAAAAGAGUCAAAAUGAACUCAAAAGAGUCGUUCUGGGGUCAAAUUUCAUUUUGACUAUUUUCAAUUUACAGUGUGAUGAGUAUAUAGAAUAGGUCACUUUCUUCGACAGACAGCAUAUGGUUAUUUAAAUAUACGAUAAACCCUGUAUCAAGCUUUUUUAGUGCAGUCAUGUUUAGGGUGUUCGAGGAGGGGAGAGGGGGCAAAUCAAGAAGGGUGGGGUAUUGUUUUGCCUGAAACGCAG
Molecule: messenger RNA, 6583 nt
Organism: Paramuricea clavata
Lineage: Eukaryota; Metazoa; Cnidaria; Anthozoa; Malacalcyonacea; Plexauridae
Source: the annotation of a GenBank genome assembly